Molecule: messenger RNA, 930 nt
Organism: Musa acuminata AAA Group (dessert banana)
Lineage: Eukaryota; Viridiplantae; Streptophyta; Magnoliopsida; Zingiberales; Musaceae
Exons: 1
Coding region: 1-930 (309 amino acids)
Source: RefSeq, a predicted model, not a curated record
AUGAGAAGUUCGCGGGAGCUCGGGGACCGAUCCAAGUAUUGCCGUUUCCAUCGACAAAACAGACAUGACACCGAGGAGUGCCGCGAGUUGAAACGGCAGAUUAAGAAGCUCAUUCGCGGAGGACACCUCGGCCGGUACCUCCGACAAGCCAAGGAGCUUUCACCCCGCCCGGAGGGCCCUGUUGAGCGGCAGAUUGACGUGAUAACAGGCGGCCCAGCAUUCGGGGGGAAUAGUAUGUCCGGGCGAAAGACAUACGCCCGCGCCGCGGCGGCCGAAGCCCCCAAACGCGGACCCGAGCCUGAGGUCACGUUCCUGGCCAAAGGAACCGAGCGAUUCGAGCACGAUGAUCCACUCGUAAUAGCGGCCAGGAUCGUCGACGCCCAAGUGAAGAGGAUCAUGAUCGACACAGGGAGCUCAGCCGACGUGCUCUACCUGGAUGCGUUUCAAAAGCUCGGGGUAACUAGAGACGCCUUGGAACCGAUGUGCUCGGCACUCACCGGGUUCACCGGCAACUCGAUCUCACAGUUGGGAGCGAUCACCUUGCCCCUAACCCUGGAAGUCCCACCAAGGUCCAAGACGGUGAUAGCGACCUUCUUGGUGGUUGACCUCCCCACUGCAUACAACGCAAUCCUUGGCCGCCCGACCCUCAACAAGAUCAGGGCUGUUAUCUCCACUUACUACCAAACAGUGAAGUUUCUGACUCACACCGGGGUCAGGGAAGUCUGGGGAAGUCCCCUCGAAUCUAGACGGUGCUACUUGACGGCGGUCUCAUUACACAAAAGGGCAAGGACCGAACAAGCACUAGGGGAUCCCCGGGAAACAAAGAAACCGACCCAACAUCUUGAGCCAAUGGAGUCCACUAAUAGCUUACCCCUAAUAGAGGGUCGGCCAGACCGGACGAUCAAAAUCGUGUCGGAACUCCAUGAGUGA